AUGGAUAGAGGGCAUCCGAUGACGCAGGAUGUUGUUAGUCAUCGUCGCUACAAUCCACUGAUGGACGAGUGGGUCAUUGUUGCUGCAAAUCGGAUAAAGCGACCAUGGCAGGGCGAGAAAGAAACUGUUAUGGCUGCCAGCACUGCUGGAAGCAUUACUGCUGCUGCUGCUGGUAGUUCUGAGAGAACUGGUGACAGCGGAAACAACCGAGAACCAGCUGCUGCUGCUGCUGGAGAGGAAUGGAAGUCAACGAAUGCCUUGGCACCUGGAGGUCAUCGGGCGAAUGGUCUGGUCACCCCGGAGUACAGCGAUAUUUACAUAUUCACAAACGAUUACCCAUCGUUUACUGAUGAUGGGCAAAAAUUGGCGGAACCAGAAGACUGCGAUCAAAGCGAGCAGUCAUUUCCCGUGGCUUUGAUGAUGGGAUGGUGCUUUUCCAGAGUGAUCUGUUAUCACCCGAGCAGCAGUCUCUCAAUGUCGCAGAUGUCGCUCGAGCAAAUCGAACUUGUGAUCGAUGCUUGGAUUGAGCAAAUCAACGAGCUGCAAAACAAGUAUGCCUGGAUCCAGAUUUUUGAGAACAAAGGAGCGAUGGUGGGAUGUUCCAAUCCUCAUCCACACGGACAGCUGUGGGCCAGCGAUUUUUUACCCAAUAUUCCUGCCAGGAAGCAUGCUGCACAAAAGGUGUGUCGUCCUGGAUUGUUUUAA
Gongylonema pulchrum is the source of this 705-nucleotide messenger RNA. NCBI's taxonomy places the organism in Eukaryota, Metazoa, Nematoda, Chromadorea, Rhabditida, Gongylonematidae. The record is from the annotation of a GenBank genome assembly.